Messenger RNA from Trichoderma aggressivum f. europaeum, 1146 nucleotides. RefSeq lists its product as uncharacterized. The transcript is spliced from 2 exons. The record is from RefSeq and is a predicted model, not a curated record. The coding region runs from base 1 to 1146 and encodes 381 amino acids. NCBI's taxonomy places the organism in Eukaryota, Fungi, Ascomycota, Sordariomycetes, Hypocreales, Hypocreaceae.
AUGGCCACCUCCGUCCCGAUCCUCGAGCAGCUCUGCGUCACCACGGCCAUUAUUGGCCUGCUGGCCAUUGGCGGCAAGACCAUCGACUCGCUCUAUGAGAUGAACACCAGCCCCGGCCGAGACACGGCGAUCCUCAACAAGGCGCUCCAGGAGGUCAAGCAGUGCCGCUCCUCGGUCCACAUCCUGUACAAGAAUUUUUCGCUGCUCGAGGCCGGCCAGCUGCCGUACCCCGACCGGGCGACGUGGAUCAGCACCGACGACCUGAUCGCGACGCUGACCGACACCGUCCUCGCAAUCACCGACCUGCAAGAGGCCAUCGAGCCCAUCGAGCUGUGCCAAGGGCUGGCCGCACGCAUUGUCGCGUGCAACGAGCACUCCCAGCGACUAACCAGCCUGUCCACAAGGAUACGGUGGCACAAUCUGACCAUGAACAUGAUGAUGACUAUCCUCAAGUGUCCCGGCGAGCAGGAUGCCCAGAACAGCAGGCUUGGCCUCGAGCGACGAAUGACCCGGCUGCUCUCCUCCAACAGCGACAUUGCGCUGCGCAUGCGCCGCCUGCGAGACACCUUUGGCGCCCGGUCCAUGGCCCGACGCGCGAUUCCAAAUUACGCCCCCGUCGCCCAGAGUGCGCCGCGGCUACCCGCGGACCGCACGUCUUCAGCCUCGUCCAUAUCCGAGGGAUCAACGUCGGCAGCCUCCGGCCAGCAGGCGGUCGAGGCCGAGACCGUUCCUCAGCCCCGGCUGUGGUCCAUCUUUUCUGGCUACAACCUUGCCGACAUUCCCGUCCUGUCCAUGAUUCCCCUCCCAGUCUUGACCCUCGAGCUCCGUGACAAUGAAUUCUACACAUUCGACUUUGCCCAGCGAGUCAGCCACGACCUCGUCGAGCUCAUGCAGCUCGAUCCCGGUCAGCAGGGAACCAGCAAGAUGCUGCGCGUCAUCCUCUCCAAGCCCGUCGUCGCCCUUCCGCCAGGCACCGCCGGCAUGAACACAACCCCCAAUACCACCGCCGUGGACCUCGAACCCCCGGCUGUCGAACCUACCCCCACGAGCACAACGCCUCCUUCCGAGCCGUUGCGCGCGAAGAAGAAGAUUAUGAGCUUCAAGAACCCGCUCAAGCACCGCAUUCGACGGAAGAAGCUCAAAUGA